AUGAAGGAGAGGAUUGUUCUAGAUGCAAGAGGAGUACCAAUUUCGCAGUCACGUCGACGUAUUAGGAGUAGUUUUGGAGGAGGUGCCGUCGUGAUACCUGCAUCAGUACAGUCUACAUUAGAUCUAGACUUGCCACCUCUCCCUCCCAGGCCAACAGAUCCAGCAGAAAUACGGAAGCUGGUGCGCAGCAAAAUGAUCCGUUGCAAGGUGUGCAACAACCGUUUUGGGCAGAGGAAUCUUCUAGAGCGUCAUUUACGUGAUAGGCAUCAUGUUGAGUAUCUCGAGUACAUCUAUCAAGAAGAACUUGAAGUUCAAAGACAAAGGGAAGAAGAGUUGGAGAGGAAUAGAAUUGAUGAAUUGACCUCAGGCGGUUUCAUUCCUCCUCAGUCUGAGAUAGAAUCGAACAGCUACGAAAUUGACGUGCGAGACAUACCGCUUCCCGGUGAAUUAUCAAAUGGGAUUGUAGCAAGGUUUGAUGCUAAUGGCUACCUUCGCCAACCGAAGCGCUCAUUUCGAAAGAAGGUUUCUCCUCAAUGUCCAUUCUGUGACAAGAGGUUCAGGAAUGAAGUGUCCUUGAAGAAACACUUUGUUAAAAAACAUCCGGAGUCUGUCGAAUUUGUGCAGUGCCUUGACUGCUUCAAGUGCCUUCCAGACAAAAGUCAUCUGGCAGAUCAUGAAUGUGAUAUGACGUGGUUGUGUUUCGAAUGCUCUCCUAUUCAAAAUAUGUGCACGGAGCAACGCUUCAACAACCACCGUGCCAAAUUCCAUCGAGGCGCUAAUUCCGGCUUCAAAUGCAAUGAAUGCAAUCAGAAGUUCCUCACUCCAAGGAAGUUGAGAAAACACAAAAAGAUGUCCCACAUUUUUGUUAAAACCUACGCCUGCCAUUUUUGCGAGGAACUCUUCACGAGCGAAGUAUCGGUGAUGACGCAUGAGCGAAUUCAUACUGGUAUAAUCAAGUUUGAAUGUAAAAUUUGCGAUUUCCGGUGUAAUAGAUAUAUCCAAAUGGAGAACCACAAAAAGGAGGAUCAUGGUUAUCUCUGCUCCAUUUGCCAGGAGAGCUUUGGAGAGUGGGCCGAGAUCAAAAACCACACAUUGUCAAAGCAUGGUGGUUAUCUCACCAGCGAUACCUACACUGGCUAUGUCGAGUCUCCUCGUGUUUGGGCCUUGUUUAAAGGAGAUUGA
Molecule: messenger RNA, 1182 nt
Organism: Haemonchus placei
Lineage: Eukaryota; Metazoa; Nematoda; Chromadorea; Rhabditida; Trichostrongylidae
Source: the annotation of a GenBank genome assembly